UUAAUUCCCACGCGGGCGCGUGUUGAACUUGGAUUCCUCCAGUACCAACAACCAAAUUCGGUUGCCCCUUUUCCUUCCUAGAACCAAACUUUUUUAAUUAGAAUGAGACCUGAAGUUGAGCAAGAAUUAGCUCAUACCUUAUUGCUUGAGCUUCUGGCUUACCAGUUUGCAUCUCCUGUACGAUGGAUUGAAACCCAAGAUGUUAUCCUCUCCCCUCCCGUUUCAGCAGAGCGUUUGGUCGAAAUUGGCCCUAGCCCUACUCUUUCAGGUAUGGCUAGACGUACUUUGAAGCUGAAGUAUGAGAAUAUGGAUGCUGCUUUGAGUAUCAAUCGUGAAGUCUUGUGUUAUGCAAAGGACGGUCGUGAAAUUUACUACAACUUCGAAGAUGAGAUGCCUGAUGAGCCUGCUCCUGCCAAGCCUGCCGAAGUUGGAGCCGUCCCAGCUGCUCCCUCUACUCCGGCUGCUGCUGCCUCUGCUCCGGCUCCGGCUCCGGCUCCGGCUCCAGCUCCUACUGCUGCUGCUUCAGGCCCAGCUGCCGAGCUACCUGAUGAACCCCCUAAAGCUGUAGAAAUUCUUCAUUCUCUCGUUGCUCAAAAACUCAAAAAGAACAUUGAAGAGAUUUCCUUGCAAAAGUCUAUUAAGGAUUUAGUUGGUGGUAAAUCUACCCUUCAAAACGAAAUCUUAGGUGAUUUACAAAAGGAGUUUGGUGCCACUCCUGAGAAACCUGAAGAAAUUCCUUUGGAUGAGCUUGCUGGUAUCUUACAAAUGACUUUUAGCGGUACCCUUGGAAAGCAAUCAAAUUCCUUGGUUUCUCGUAUGAUCUCUUCAAAAAUGCCUGGUGGUUUCAACAACUCCGCUGUUCGUGGUUACUUGAGCUCUCGCUUCGGUCUUGGCUCUGGUCGUAUCGAGUCUGUUCUUUUGCUAGGUUUGACCAUGGAACCUGCUUCUCGUCUACCAUCUGAAACAGAAGCUAAAGCUUGGCUUGACUCCGUGUCUCAAAAAUAUGCUUCUCGCGCUGGUGUUACUCUUUCUUCUCCCAGCGCCCAAAGUUCUUCCUCAGGUGGAUCAGCCGCUGUUGUCGACGAAGAAACUUUCAAGAAGCUUACCAAGGGCAAUACUAUGCUUGUUACCCAACAAUUAGAAUUAUUUGCUCGCUAUCUCAACAAAGAUUUGCGUGCUGGUGACAAAGCCAGUGUUGCUGAAAAGGCUGUUUCGGACGCUUUACGUGCUCAAUUGGAUCUUUGGAACAUUGAACAUGGUGAGUUUUAUGCAUCUGGUAUUGCUCCCAUCUUUUCCCCUUUGAAGGCUCGUGUUUAUGAUUCGGACUGGAACUGGGCUCGCCAAGAUGCUCUUAAAAUGUUUUUCGAUAUCAUUUUUGGUCGUCUUAAACAUGUUGAUACCGAAAUUGUCGCUCGUUGUAUUUCUAUUAUGAAUCGUUCUAAUCCUCUUUUACUUGAAUUCAUGCAAUAUCAUAUCGAUCAUUGCCCUUCUGAAAAAGGCGAAACUUAUCAACUUGCCAAGACUUUGGGACAACAACUCAUCGAUAAUUGCAAAGGUGUACUUGAUGCUCCACCUGUGUUCAAGAACGUUAAUCAUCCUACGGCUCCUUCAACUACUAUUGAUGAGCGUGGUAACUUGAACUAUGAAGAAAUACCUAGAACCGGUGUCCGUAAGCUCACCCACUAUGUUACUGAGAUGGCCAAGGGUGGGAAAUUACCAGCUGAGUCUAAGAACAAGGCUAAGGUUCAAAACGACUUGGCUCACAUUUACCGCAUCAUGAAGGCCCAAAACAAGAUGUCUCGUUCUUCCAAGUUGCAGGUUAAGCAACUUUAUGGACAGGUUCUUCAUGCACUUAACCUUCCUUUACCUUCGACUGAUGAAUCUGCUCCCGUUAAAGAAACCAUUCCUUUCUUGCAUCUUAAGAGAAAAUCUAAUGAUGCCUUCGAGUUUAGUAAGAGCUUAACAAGCGCUUACUUGGAUGUCUUGGAGAAUGGUGCCAGAAAUGGUAUCACUUACCAAGGAAAAUAUGCUCUUGUCACCGGAGCCGGUGCUGGUUCUAUUGGUGCUCAACUCGUUGAAGGCCUUAUUGCAGGUGGUGCUAAGGUUGUUGUUACUACUUCUCGUUUCUCUCGUAAGGUCACUGAAUUUUAUCAAUCCAUGUUCACUCGCCAUGGUAGUCGCGGUUCUGCUUUAAUUGUUGUUCCCUUCAAUCAAGCAUCAAAACAGGAUGUGGAAGCACUUGUCGAUUAUAUUUACGAUGAAAAGAAUGGUCUUGGAUGGAACUUGGAUUUCAUUGUUCCUUUUGCUGCUGUCCCCGAAAAUGGACGCGAAAUUGAUAACGUUGACUCUCGUUCUGAAUUUGCUCAUCGCAUCAUGCUUACCAAUAUCCUUAGAUUACUAGGUGCUGUUAAACAACAAAAGGAAGCUCGUGGUAUGGACACUCGUCCUGCCCAAGCUAUUCUUCCUCUUUCUCCUAAUCAUGGUACAUUUGGUAAUGACGGUCUUUAUUCAGAAUCUAAGCUUGGUUUGGAAACUCUAUUCAACCGUUGGCACUCUGAGUCUUGGGCUAACUAUUUGACCAUUUGCGGUGCAGUCAUUGGCUGGACUCGUGGUACUGGCUUGAUGGCUCCCAACAACAUUGUCUCUCAAGGCAUUGAGAAGUAUGGCGUUCGUACAUUCUCUCAAACUGAAAUGGCUUUCAACAUUUUAGGUUUAAUGUCUCAAAAGAUUGUCGAUCUUUGUCAAACCGAGCCUGUUUAUGCCAACCUUAACGGUGGUCUUGAGCUCCUCCCUGAUCUCAAGGACCUUAGUACUCGUCUCCGUGCUGAACUUCUGGAAACUGCUGAAGUUCGCCGUGCUGUCGCUGCUGAGGCUUCUUUCGAUCAUAAAAUCACUAAUGGUCCUGGUUCUGACAGAAUAUAUAGAAAAACCACUGUUCAGCCCAGAGCUAACCUCAAGUUUGAAUUUCCCAAGCUCAAGCCUUACGAGGCUCUUUCUCAUCUCUCUCAUCUUCGUAAUAUGGUUGACCUAGAAAACGUUGCCGUUGUUACUGGCUUUUCUGAGGUUGGUCCAUGGGGUAAUUCUCGUACUAGAUGGGAUAUGGAGUGCUAUGGUGAAUUCUCUUUAGAAGGUUGUAUUGAGAUCGCAUGGAUUAUGGGUCUUAUCAAGAACUUCAAUGGGGUUGGCAAGAACGGUAAACCUUAUUCCGGCUGGAUUGAUACCAAGACUGGCGAACCUGUCGAUGAUAAAGAUGUUAAGAGCAAAUACGAAAAGUACAUCUUAGAGCAUUGUGGUAUCCGUAUUAUUGAGUCUGAACUCUUUAACGGAUACAAUCCUGAUAAGAAGGAAUUGCUUCAGGAAGUUGUUAUUGAUCAUGACCUUGAACCAUUUGAGGCGUCUAAGGAAGCUGCUCAUGAGUUUAAGCUUCGUCAUGGUGAUAACGUUGAAAUAUUUGAAUUACCCGAUUCGGCUGAAUGGUCCGUUCGUUUCAAGCGUGGUACAACCAUGCUGGUUCCUAAAGCUCUUCGCUUUGACAGAUUCGUUGCAGGUCAAAUUCCAUUGGGUUGGGAUCCUAAACGCUAUGGUAUCCCUGACGAUAUCAUCUCUCAAGUUGACCCUACCACUUUAUACGUUUUAGUUUCUACUGUUGAGGCUCUUAUUGCUUCUGGUAUUACCGAUCCUUAUGAAUGUUACAAGUAUAUUCAUGUUUCCGAACUUGGUAAUACGAUUGGAUCUGGUAUUGGUGGUAUGUCUGCGUUACGCGGAAUGUACAAAGAUCGCUGGACGGAUAAGCCUGUUCAAAAGGACAUUUUGCAAGAGUCUUUCAUUAACACUGCUAACGCUUGGAUUAACAUGCUUCUUCUUUCUGCUUCUGGCCCUAUCAAGACGCCAGUCGGUGCCUGUGCCACUGCCGUCGAAUCCGUUGAUGCAGCUGUUGAUUUGAUUAGUUCUGGUAAGGCUCGUAUCUGUAUUAGUGGUGGUUUCGAUGAUUUCUCCGAAGAAGGAUCCUAUGAAUUUGCUAAUAUGGGUGCAACUGUCAACUCUGCCGAAGAAACUAAGCGUGGACGUACUCCUCAAGAAAUGUCUAGACCUGCUACGACUACCCGUAAUGGUUUCAUAGAAUCUCAGGGUGCUGGUAUCCAGGUUAUCAUGCAAGGCAAGCUCGCUAUCGAAAUGGGUGUUCCUAUUCACGGUAUUGUUGGGCUUGUUAACACUGCAAUGGAUAAGCAAGGUCGCUCAAUUCCCGCUCCUGGUAAGGGUAUCUUGACUGGUGCUCGUGAGAUUUCUUCUAAGGUUUCUUUGCCUCUCCUUGACAUCAAAUUCCGUGCUCGUCAACUUCAACGUCGUCGUCAACAGAUUGGUGAAUGGGCUGAGCGUGAGUAUCUUUACUUAGAUGAAGAACUUGAAGCCAUGAAGGUUCAAGAUCCCGAAUUGGAAAUUAACGCCUAUCGUACUGAGCGCAUAAACGUUGUCAAGGAAGAAGUUGCUCGUCAAGAGAAGGAAGCCUUGAAUACAUUCGGUAAUGAAUUUUACAAGCGUGACCCUUCUAUUGCUCCUCUUCGUGGUGCUUUGGCCGUUUGGGGUCUUACGACUGAUGAUUUGGGAGUUGCUUCAUUCCACGGUACCUCUACUGUUGCCAAUGAAAAGAAUGAAUGUGAUGUUAUAAACAGUCAAUUAACCCACCUUGGACGCUCGAAGGGUAACGCAGUUUAUGGUGUUUUCCAAAAAUACCUUACUGGCCAUAGCAAGGGUGGUGCUGGUGCUUGGAUGCUUAACGGUGUUUUGCAGAUUCUUAACUCUGGUUAUGUUCCUGGUAACCGUAAUGCUGAUAAUGUUGACCAGUACUUGUCUAAAUUUGACCGUAUCAUGUUCCCAAGUGAAGGUAUCCAAACGGAUGGUAUUAAGGCUGCUUCCGUUUGCGCUUUCGGUUUCGGACAAGUCGGUGGUCAGGUCAUUGCUAUUCACCCUGAUUAUCUUCUUGCUACUUUGGACAAAUCAGCUUAUGAGACUUACAGAGCUAAGACUUUGGACCGCUAUAAGGCUUCCUAUCGCUACACUCACGAUGCUUUGGUUUAUAAUAACCUUGUUCGUGCGAAGACUGCUCCUCCUUACACCGCUGAUCAAGAGCAUGAUGUUUAUCUUAACCCUCUUGCCCGCGUUGUUAAAGGUAAGGAUGGCUCCUAUACUUUCCCUACUUCGCUUCCGGUUGAAGCUGAAAUUUCGAAGUCCAAUGAAACUACUAAGGCUAUUGAAACUUUAGCUAGCAACAUGACGAAAUCAAAUCAGAAUGUUGGUGUUGACGUGGAGCUCAUUUCUUCGAUAAAUGUGGAUAACGAAACCUUCCUUGAAAGAAACUUCACUGAUGAUGAGCGCUCUUACUGUGAGGCUGCUGCUAACCCUCAAUCCAGCUUCGCUGGUCGUUGGUCGGCUAAAGAGGCAGUUUUCAAGUCUCUCGGCGUUGUCAGCAAGGGUGCAGGUUCUCCAUUGAAGGAAAUUGAAAUUACUGUCUCCUCAUCUGGAGCUCCUGAAGUUGUUUUGCAUGGAGAAGCCGCUUCUGCUGCUUCUGCUGCUGGUAUCAAGAGUGUUUCUGUCAGCAUUUCUCAUGACGAUGUUCAGAGCGUAAGUGUGGCCAUUGCUCAAAAGUAAUCAACAUAUGAAUAUAUACCUUGCGUAUCAUUUGUUUAUAUACCCUGUCUAUUUUGACUCUGGAAACUUUCUUUUUGUCAUUAUAAAUCUAAUUUAGAAGCAAAUACCGUUAUUUACUCAAUUUAAUAUAAUACCCGUAUACAUAUUAUUUUAGCAUACUGUACUAGCAAACAAUGGUGUAUAUUAAUUUUAAUAUAAUGAAUUAACC
Molecule: messenger RNA, 5854 nt
Organism: Schizosaccharomyces cryophilus OY26
Lineage: Eukaryota; Fungi; Ascomycota; Schizosaccharomycetes; Schizosaccharomycetales; Schizosaccharomycetaceae
Product: fatty acid synthase alpha subunit Lsd1
Exons: 1
Coding region: 103-5646 (1847 amino acids)
Biological process (GO): long-chain fatty acid biosynthetic process
Cellular component (GO): fatty acid synthase complex
Molecular function (GO): 3-oxoacyl-[acyl-carrier-protein] reductase (NADPH) activity; holo-[acyl-carrier-protein] synthase activity; fatty acid synthase activity
Source: RefSeq, a predicted model, not a curated record